Messenger RNA from Trichophyton rubrum CBS 118892, 465 nucleotides. RefSeq lists its product as uncharacterized. Bases 1 to 465 code for a protein of 154 amino acids. The transcript is spliced from 2 exons. The record is from RefSeq and is a predicted model, not a curated record. Lineage: Eukaryota; Fungi; Ascomycota; Eurotiomycetes; Onygenales; Arthrodermataceae.
AUGCACGUCGAAGGAGAUCAGGAUAACUCCAUCCAUCGCCCGACUGACCCAGAUGGCCUGGUGUUGGAAGCUUGGGCGCAGGGCUUCAUGGUUGGAGGUCUACUGUUUAUGAUCGCAAUCACCAUUGCCAACAUGAGACGAAAAGCGUUGCUUCACAAGCUCAUUCUCCUAGAGUUGAUUCUCGGGAUGAGCCAUGGUACCUUUUUGUUUGCCCACGAGCCGGUCUAUGGCUGGUACCUCUCAAUCACGGCAGUCGGGCUAAACAUGUCUUGGAGUUUGCAUAAUGUGAUUGCCUGGAUGAAGAAUAAACCGUUUCUUACCUACCGGGUCUCGAUGUUCUAUAUCGGCACCGUCAUUCUGGCCCAGAUCUAUUGGGUUAUCGAGAUCUAUGCAAACUUCGCUUUCUUCAACAAUAUUAACAUGCUCUUCUUGAAGACACGGCCGUGGGAGCCUCUCUUCCGGUAA